UGGGGAAACUGAUAGUUUAAGCGAAGCGACUGAAGUAUAAAUAUAUGUCACAUGUUUACAGACGUUACUCUUUUGAUCUCCGCUGAAGAUAUCACGUCUUAGAUAAAUACGCUGUGAAUUUGCCAUAAGAAUUGUCGCAAGCCAAGUAAUGUAACAGCUUGAAGGGUCUAUGCAUUAGCCUUAAUUUCGGCAACGCAAUCAUUUCACGCUCAAAUUUUCGUCGAUUGAUAUUGUUCCAUAGCUUGCGUCACCGUGGUUUAAGCCCGCCAAUGGUUAAGAUCAAAGCCUAAUCAGUCGUUUGUUCAACUCCGCGUAGACAGCAAGGAAAACAAAGUACCUUUGUCUUAGUGAAGAUUCAUAGUCAAGUUUAAGGUUGACCGCAAGGUUUAACCGGCAUCUGCAGUGACCUGUGAAAACAAACCAAUAAGUCGGUAGCGAUUAAUAAAAAAAUUCUCGGAGAAGUUUUUUAACGAGUUUCGAAGCAUUGUGCCCCGUCUAUUGUGCCUAGGAUUCCGGGCUUCGGGCUCGUUACGCGAGAAAAUGCACCGCCGUGUUUCGAGAUGAAUUUUAAUGUUUUCCGACUUGUCGCGGGCUGGGGCAGAGGCUGAAUAGCGGCAAUAUGUUGCCGAGCUCGUCCGCAUGUCAGUUGACGACCUUCUUCAUUGGUGUUUCGGAGAUAUGUUUCAUGAGCGCACCGGUGGGGCCAUGCUACUACUGCUGCCCCCAUGACGACGUGCAGGAUAUACAAUACAAACUGUUCACUAGAUCAAAUCCUACUACCUUCGAGCUGAUCUCAGUAGGCAACCGAGCGUCUCUGCGGCGGACUCGCUUCAACGUGUCCAACCCGACAGUUAUAUAUCUUAUGGGCUUCACGGAAGCCACCACUGGCCGGAGCACUACUACACUGCGAGAUGCAUACCUAUCUAGGGGAGAGUACAACUUCGUGGCGGUCGACUGGGCACGUCUCGUGGCAUUUCCGUGGUACAUAACGGCAGUCCGCAACACCCGGUACAUGGGAGCCCGCUUAGCCGAUUUCGUGCAGUUUAUGGAGCGCGCCGGAGUCCGUGCUUCAUCUUUACAUGUCAUCGGGUUUUCGCUUGGAGCUGAGGCAGCUGGCUUCGGCGGGAAGGAAUUGAGGAGGAGAGGGCUGUUGCUGGGCAGAAUUACUGGCUUGGAUCCCGCCUACCCCGGCUACGGUUUAACAAACAGCGACGGCCAUCUUGCAAAAGGCGAUGCGGCCUUCGUGGACGUGCUGCACACGAACCCUGGUGUGUUCGGUUUCCCCCGGCCAAUAGGCGACGUGGACUUCUACCCCAACCCGGGGAGUUGGGUGCAGCCGGGCUGCUGGGUCGACCAGCUCGUCAGGAACCGGGAGCUCGGGUUUAUGUAUGGAUGCAGCCACAACCGAGCUUGGCGUCUGUAUGCAGAAUCAGUGUUAAACCCAGGAGGGUUUCCGGCGACGCUGUGCCGGCAGUGGAGAGGCUCACCACGUCUAUGCAGCUUUCGAGUUGAUGGAUACAUGGGAUUUGGAGCGCGCCCCCCCGUGAGUAAACUAGAAAUUUGAAAGUUGAUGACGGUGACGUGAUUAAUUUAACCAAGGACAUUGUUAAGAAGCUCAUGACAGCUAAGAGUAGCACUUUUCGAUAUAUAAAAUUGGGACCAUAACUACCGUGGCCUACUCAAGGAGGUCAGAUUAAAGUUUGACGUAAAGCCUUUCGAGCGGAUAGUUUUAAAAGGGCACUUUUAUCCUUUGGAUUUCGUAAAAUAUAUCCAACAGAUGUAAAGAUCCUCUUAGCACAUUCCUGAUGGAUUCCUAAAGGAAUUCAUUAUCCAUUAAAAGUACCUAACUACGAAUACUUCAGACUAUAACGCACUCAAAGUCGCAGUCUAUCCUUUGCGAAAUUCUGACGUCGCAAACUGACAAAAGCUACCUUUAAAUUUCACCGCUAAAAAUCCAUAAUUCAUCCCCAAUCGAAAAUAUCGCAAUCAAAGGGUCUGAUUAAACCGGCAACGCUGGGUUUACGAGCGUUAUACGCGUCACGUCGCGCGCAUGAAUCCCGCUGUGGAUUC
Molecule: messenger RNA, 2070 nt
Organism: Cydia pomonella (codling moth)
Lineage: Eukaryota; Metazoa; Arthropoda; Insecta; Lepidoptera; Tortricidae
Product: pancreatic lipase-related protein 2
Exons: 7
Coding region: 620-1564 (314 amino acids)
Biological process (GO): lipid metabolic process
Molecular function (GO): lipase activity
Source: RefSeq, a predicted model, not a curated record